AUGCCAGGAUCAUCGGGUGACACACACACCAGUGGUUCACCCUUUCCGCGCCCCUCCCCUGCUUCACCCCCUCCCCUCCUCCCGUCCUUCCGUCCUCUCUUCCUCCCCUCUUCCCCCUCUCUCCCCUUCUCCCCCUCCGCCUCCCCUACCCCCUUCCUCUCCCCCUUCCGCGCCCCUUCUCGCUCCCAGGAAUCCUCGGGGAACGCGGCAGCAGCGUCGGAUCCGCAGUCACAGGGCACCACAGGGGGAACGCCUUUUGACGCGCCUCAAAAGCCCCCUCCUAUCCCCCUUCCGCCCCCCCCUUCUCGCUGGCAGGAUUCCUCAGGGAACGCGGCAGCACCGUCGGAUCCACAGUCACAGGGCACCACAGGGGGGACACAGGCAGAAGCAGCAGCGCCUCACAACGUUGCUGACCUCACAGCCUUUGUCAGUUGCCGUGCCAGACCAUGCCAAUAA
Messenger RNA from Closterium sp. NIES-65, 456 nucleotides. NCBI's taxonomy places the organism in Eukaryota, Viridiplantae, Streptophyta, Zygnematophyceae, Desmidiales, Closteriaceae. The record is from the annotation of a GenBank genome assembly.